Drosophila serrata is the source of this 8445-nucleotide messenger RNA. RefSeq lists its product as uncharacterized. Gene Ontology annotation, molecular function: MAP kinase scaffold activity. The record is from RefSeq and is a predicted model, not a curated record. Lineage: Eukaryota; Metazoa; Arthropoda; Insecta; Diptera; Drosophilidae.
AUAACAAAUGAAACAGCUGGCUGAAGCUCUGUUAAUUAUUGUAUAAAUUAAACAGUAUAAAAAACGUUUAAGCAGAGUUGUACAUAUACUUUAAAAAAAGAAAUCAGUGCCCUGGCUAAGUCAGCUUAAUUAAACAACAAAGUCAAGAUAAGAAAAGUUAAGAAAUAGAAAAAAAUAAAAGCAGCAAACAAUGGCCACCUCAACGCUGCACUCUCCGGCACCAUCAUCAUCAUCAGGCCCUGUUUCGGCCAAGAAUCCACAGUUAAAGCGAGUGGUCUAUUCCAAGUAUCGCGAAUUACUUGGUUCCUACAAUGAUAAGGCCAAUGCCAUCAUAGACACGUUGCCUGCUUAUAUGGUUCGUCAGGAUCGCGGCUUUCAAUUAUCAACGGAUCUGUCACCAAACGGGGAUGCUGUCAAAAACUGCACGGAUUCAUUGUAUGGACAACGCGGAGGAGGCGGAAACGGUGGCUUCGAGGCCCCGGCCUGCGUCCAGAACGCGAUGAUGACAAAAGAUAAGAAGCCCUUCACCUACACGCCCGGCGGCAUCGAUCUCUCCCAGAUCCGUUCCGAGCGCAUGGCCAAGCGCCUGGCCCGGAAUGCCCAGUCUGAGGGUGCCACUGGCGCCGCCCAACAGAACAGACCCGCCCAGCCCCAGUCGCCGGGUGGAGCCGCCAGCUCCAUUGGUGCCGCUGCCAUGGGCAUGCCGUUCCAGGUGCUGCCGCCGCCACCGCCGCCGCCGCAGCCGCAGUCUCAGCAGGGUAAGAAUGGCACACAAUCCGUCGCUGCUGCACCCCCACCACCACCCCCACAACAACCCAGCUCACUCGCGCCGCCCGCUGGUGGAAGACUCAGUGCACCCGGGUCGCCGGCCACGGCCCGCAAGUCGCCGACGCCACAGCGUUUUGAGCCGCCGCCGCUGGGUUUCCGACCGGAGAUUAAGAUUCCGCCAAAUCCCAUGGCGGCGCUCCGUAAGGUUCCUCCGCCGGUGGAGAAGAACACAUUCUGGAAGGAUGAGUACGUCAAAGAUCGGUCCAAGAGCCCGUUGCCCGAGGUGGCAGCAGCAGCGGCUGCCCCAGAUGCCGUUGAUGGUCCUAGGCCAACGCCAGCCUCCGUGGACAGCAACAGCAACAGCAACAAUUAUAGCAGCAACUACAGCCCCUACUCACAGCCCUCGUUGCCCUCCCCCAAGACACCUCCACUGCAGCAGCAACAGCAAUUGCCAACUCCACCGGCCACACCGCCACAGCAGCAGCAUCAGCAAGUGUCGCAGCAGCAGCAGUAUCCGCAGCAGCAGUCGCCGCAGCAACAGACCGCUCGACCAGAGUUCCGCAGUGUGCCCAUGCCCACAUCGCCGGCUGUGAAUGUCUACACUCGGCAGACGGACUCUCCUGUAUCGCCAUUCGAGGCGACACAGCGAUCCACCGAGAGCCCCUUCCGGUAUGCACAGCAGCAGCAGUCACCUCAACAACGUCCUGCAGCUGCGCUUUCACCAUUGGCUCAGACUCCAGUGCAGCAGCAGCAGCAACAGCAGCAACAGCAGCAACAGCAGCAACAGCAGCAACCACAGCAGCAACAGCAGCAACAGCAGCAACAGCAACAGCAGCAGCAACAGUCUGUUCCCUGGCGUACACAGCGUGCACCAUCAACUCCACAGCAACCACAGUCGCAGUCGCAGCAUCCGCAGCCCAUUUACAACAAUGUGCAACAGCAACAACGAUCUCGGGAUGUUUUCAGCCCGGCACGGACUGAAUCACCAGCAGCAGCAGCAACGUUCAAUGCACAGCAGCAACAUUUUGGCACUCAACAAAACCAAUAUGCCGGAGCGGCCAAGCCGACCAACGUUGGCUCGCUGUACAUAGCUCCAUUGGCGCAGCCCACAGAGCCCCAGGCUCAACGAAUUCUGUUGCAACAGCAGCAGCAGCCAUUGGCUCGGGAUUCGCCAAUGCGACAAUUGCCACAGCAGCAGCAGCAGCAGCAGCAACAACAGUCGUCACAGCAGCAGCCGCAACAGGGCAACCAACCAUUGAGAUGGCUCAGCUCCCAGCCGGCCAGCAAGGAGCAGGCACCAUGGGCUCGUCCCGAGGAGAAUGGCAACGUGUUGCCCUCCACUCUCAGGCAGACCACGCCGGCCCCGCAGCCCCAAGUCGCACCGCCGCAGCCACAGUCGCAGCUAUCGUUUCAGCAGCCUCAGUCGUUGCAAGGCAAUGGCUAUGGACCAACUCCAAUUGCUGCUCCCAUUAGCCUUCAAAACUUUGGCUCGAAUCCCCAGGCAGGCGGACUACGUUUGCAGAUCAAUCUGAAUACCAAUGGCAGCAGCAUCAAUAAUGCCAAUAAUCAAAAUGGUCCAAGGGAGCGCAUUAUACCCAUAACUUUGGAACAGACGCCUACCUAUGCCGCAGCUCAGCCCAACUUUGGUGCGCCUGCAGGUCACAUUAUUCGCUCAGCUAAUCAAUUUGUCGAUCAAGGUUAUAACAAUUUCCCCGCCCAAGCAUCGGGCGGCCAGUGGCGUGAGCCAAGCUCCCAGCGGAUCCUGUCGCCGCCCAGCCAGCAAAUCCCAACUACCGGUGCCCACACCAAUGGCAAUGCAACCAGGAUAAUUCCGAUCGCUAUCGAGGGAGGCGGUCGUGGUGGUCCAGUGUCACCGUCGCCGGUUCUGCUGCAAAACGAUCCACGCUCACCGCCCAUCCAAUCGAAAUCGUUUAGAAUAUUGCAAAAGAUAACAGACACCGUGGACGAUGGCAGCGGGGAUCAGGGCCAGGAUCUGCAGCAUCAUCAGCAGAUGCAGCCGCCCCAGGAGGCGGAGUUGCAGAGGCCACAGUUCGCCCGGCAGAUGAGCGCCCAGCAGGCGCGGAAUAGUCCGACCAUCGAGCAGAUGCGUCGCCUCCAAAUCGCCCAGGAUCAGCAGCAGCAGCAGUCGGGUACGCCACUAGCUUGGUCCCCGCAAGGUAAUGGAGGAUCUGCUCAGAAUCGAUUCACACCACAACGUUAUGAUACUCCGCCACAACAACAACAGCAAUAUAUACCGCCAAGUGAACAGCAAGUCCCGGAACCCAAGAAAUACACUGGCAGCGCUAUACCCAGUCGAUCAUUCAAGAUUCUACAGGCAAUGACAACACCUGAAAAUGCCGACCAUAAAAUUCACACCGAGCUGGACUCGGGUUUGGAAAAUGUUGAACUGAACGAAACCCCAAAUAAUAACAAUAAUGGAAAUACUGAAAACAAUAAUAAUAAUAAUAAUCAUAAUAAGAUUAACAAUAAAAUCAAUAAACGUCAUAGUUACACCUCAGCCACAAGCACAUCCACACCGACACCCACACCACCCCCCACAUCUUCAUCCAGUGCAGAACCCACUCACUCAUCCAACUCAUCUCUCAACUCAGAUAGCUCUUGUUCCCCGCAGGCACCGCGAUCGCAGUCGGUGCCACCCCAUUAUCCCUAUGCCUAUGGCUAUCCGUAUCCCUGGUACAUGCCUCCUCCUCCGCCAGUGAAUGGUGAGGCUGCGCCAUGGCCCUAUCCGUACCCAUAUCCACCGCCACCGCCGCCGGCCCAAGCAAUGGACGGAAUGCCGGCAGAAGGAUUUCCCCCUUACCCCUAUUACUACCCCUAUUAUCCACCGCCAGUGCCUCCCUAUGGACAACAGCCAGGAGAGCCGCAAUCCCCCUCCACUGUCUAUCCCCAGUUUCAUGCCAUGCCUCCUUAUGGCCACCCGUAUCCCUAUCCAGUAGCUCCUAGCUAUAGUCAGAGCUCCACCGAGGAGAGUCGAGCCAGUAGUGUUUUGCCUGACAUUAUCAUCACUCCAAGUACCGAUGAUAUGCCCUCUCAGGUGAUCAUGCAGCAUCACAUCCGCGUCCAGCCAAGGGAGCCAACCAAGAGGACGCACUGCGUAGAGAUUGAGGAGCUGGUCACCAAGCAGAAACCACGAAGUGUUUGCACCAAUAAUCACGAGGUCAUUGAUGUACUGAGCCAGCGUUUAGCCAAUAUCAACAAGAUUGCAGGCGGAAAUACCCAGGCGAAUCUCUCCAAGCAAUUGCAAAAGAAUUAUGCUGGCGAACAGUCCAAGGAGCUUGGGGACAGAUCUCCAAGUGAGAAUGCUUCGAACUCCGACAGUGAUUCAGAUGACGACAGUAGUGAAGACGAAGAAGAGGAUACGCCAAAGAUGGGGACUCGUCCACCAUUGCAGUCCAUCAAAUCGGUGUCAAAUGUGCAGGUCUACAAGGGUAAGACUCUGGAGCAGAAUCUGGAGUCCGAGAGCAGUGGAGACGAAGAUGAUGAUGUUACCACAGCUGAUGAAAUGUAUGACGAAGAGGAACAGAUCGAGGAAGAGCAGGAAUGCCUGGUCGAGGAAAUGGACGAUGAUUUCAUAGUUGAAGAGGACCUAAGUGUCAUAUACGAAGAAGAGAGCGAACUAGAACGCAGCAGCGAAUAUGCCAAGACAGUCAUUAGAAGGGAUGACUCUAGAUCCACCCUGGUAGAUGAGAUUGACAAGGAAAUUGAAGAAAACGAUAAUGAUGAUGAGGAUAAUGAGUCAAAUUCGGUAACGGUUCGAUUGCCACUUCGUUUCUCGUUCAGCAAAAGCUCGAAUGAUGAGAACAUCGCCACCGUGCAGGUGGGCAGCACAACUCAGUUCGAGGAGAAACGCCCAAGCGUUGUGAGUUCCUUCAGUGUGGCCACAGUAGAAAGCGAGGACGAGGAGGAUGACUGUGAGGUCAGUGUGACUAUCAGUUUAUCAAACUCAUCCCGCUCCAAUUCGGUGGAGAAAACUACACAUCCUUAUAGGACCUCCCAAGCCUAUCCCAUAGAGGAUAUUUCCACACCGAUCAAAGCCAGUGAUGAGGAUGUCUCCUCCUCAUUGUCACUGGGCAUGCGCAACAAAUUUGUGGGCGAAACAAUAACCAAUAGUGGUGUGACCAACAAUAUUUCCCAAACGGAAACACAGUCCGACAAUAUAAAGGAAGUUUCCGGAUCGCCAAAAGAGGAAUUUGAUUUCUUUGCCACUUUGAUGGCCACCAAAAUGCAGGCUCAGAAAAUGAUGGAACAAUCCAAAAACUUAUGGAAAACACCAGAUCCAAAGCCCGCAGAACAACCAGCAGAAGCUCCAAAGCUUCGACCCAAGGAGAAUGGCUUGGAGGCUAAGCCACCUAGGCCCAAAUCUGGUGACAUGUCCAAGACUCAGGCAUCGUUGGAGGCCGCCAAAAAUAGCUUCUGGUCUACGUUUGCAACUACCUCAAAGGAAACCGAGUCCCAGGCAGAGCUUCCCGAACAAACGAAGGAAGUUGACUUUUGGGCUCAAAUAGAAAAAAAGGAAUCCAUUUAUACCGAAGAGAAGCAGUGGACCAAGAAAAAGAAAACUGUGACCUACACUCCAUUACAAAAGGAAACAGUAAAUAGGGUGGAGCACUGGACAACAACUCUCAGGGCUCAGGUAGAAUCACUGCCCAAUUCCCAACGAGCAGAGGUGCACUUUGUCGUCGAGUCAAAGCCAACAGAAAUCGAGCAACCCGAAAAGGAAGAGGAGGAGGAGGACUUUUGGGCAUCAGUAGAACAGGCCAAUGCCAUGUCCACUAAGAAGGAAAACAACGUAGUCAAUACAAGCUGGGAGCCGCCAUCAUACAAAUCGGAGGUUCAGCAAGAAGCAGAGAUUGACAUCUGGUCAGCUCAGGAAGAUGAUAAGCAAUCCCCUGAUCAUGUGGACGAGGAAGUGGACUUUUGGUCGGACAUUAAAUCAACAAGUUCCCACGACGGAAAUAAACCUAAUGAGUUUGUGUAUGAUCCCACCAAAUAUCCGGAAGAGCCACGCGAAGUUGAUACGGAUGAAGAGAUUGAUUUCUGGGCUGAAAUCGAAGCCAAUCGGAAACCAGGGCAAGAAGACGAUGACGAUGUAACCUUCCACAAGUCAGCCACCUUCUGGGAAAAAGAACGCCAGAAUUCUGUAGAGGAGACACCCUACAAGCCAGUGGAAGUUAAGGCUUUCAGAGCCAAGUUACCCGAUGAACCAGCUGUUGAGAUAGAUGUAUGGGCUACUCUAGAGGCUGCCCGGGGCGAUGAACCGGAAAUUGUGGACCCAGUGGUUGAAGAAGAAAAGGUUCUGGCAGAACAGUUCGAGGAACUAGAACAUGAAUCGCCUGAGGAGGCUACGGAAGAAGAGGAGAUCAAGGAACAGUCCCAGAAAGAGAUGGCACCGAGCAACCUAAGCCAAGUGGACACCAUGUCUCUGGCUUCAAUGCACGAGCCAGCCACAGUGUACACGUGGGCACACCCACCCCAGUAUGAUAAUGAUGAUAAUACCGAUUUCUGGGCGGAUAUAGAAGAGGAGCGGUCAAAGAAGGAACAAUCCGAGGAGGCGGAACAGAAACGACAGAAUUACCGGCAGGCCAUGGCCUUCUUCAACACCUCCAUAGAUGGUCAGCAGUCGCCUCCACAACAAAGUUCUACCCCCAAUCGCAGCAGUGUUAUCUUGGAUGUGGAAGAACCACAAGACGUGGAUCUAGGCCCACCUGGUGACUAUCAAAUAGUGGGUGAGGACGGGGCCAUUAUGGAGGAUUACAAGCAAUCGAUUCCACAAGUUGAGGAGGAGGAGGAGAGAGGUGCGCCGACUCCCACUAACACAGAGCCACAGCUGCCAGAGGUCUAUGUUGAGCCGGAAUUAAAACGUCUGCCCAAUGGACUGCCAGAUCUAGAGGUACAGAAGUUUAGCGAGACCUCAAAGAUCUCAGUGCGUGAUCGGAUCAGUGCCUUUGAGGUGAUACCUACUAAGACCGAGUCCAAGGCUCUAACCACACAAUCAUUGUCUGUGGACAGUGGCCACGGCAAGGGCACUCUUUCGCGUAACAGCAGCACACAGCGUUCCGAAUCGGAAAUCGAAGAGGAUGACUCCGGUGUGACGGAUAUGAACCGUCAGUUGUCCGAGACGGACACUGAGUCGGAAAGCUUCCCAGAGCUGCGCAAGAUGACCAGCUACCAACGAGCAGCCACACAUUCCAGACUCUUCAAGCUGCUGCAGGAUGAGAACGAUGUGCCAGAGGCGGGUGUCAACCCAACCGAUGAGUUCCAGCUGAAGCCGAGUCGGAGAAAGAUCGUUCACAAUGUAUCCAUCACGAGGCGACAGAAUCCCGGAAUGCUGAAUGACGCUGAAACCAUGACACAACGCCGGGAACGCCUCUCUCUGCCGCUCCGGAAAAACACAAGCAUCGAUGCUGACAACCCUUCGACCCCAAAUAGCCCGGCUUCCCCCAUUCUGGGCCCCUCCGCCAAGAACCAGCGAGUGGUGAGCGAUAAACUGGUCAACGAACUCGUCCAGAGCCUACUCCUUAAGAGCGAUAGCUCGCAUUUAAGGAAUCUCCCCAUGGAACGCCUGCAGGCUGCGGCGAAGAGGGCUCUGGUGGAGGAGAUGGACUCUGCGCAGGAGAAUAGCUCCCUGGACAGCACGCCGGCACCCACACCCAAGCAGGACAAGGAGUACUCCGACUACUAUAAUAGCUGGUGCGAUGCCAGUGGCAGUGGCGAUGAAGUGCUGCCCUCCAAGGCCUUCCGAUCUCUGCAGGAUCCACGCCGAAGCCCCUGGACUGUGCGAUGCCCGCGAGUGCUGAGCUCCAAAACUAUCAACAGAGACUUGGCCCGAGUCACAGAGUCACCGGAAAUAGCCAGUGGUCGGGGUAGCAAGAGUCCUGAGUGUUUCCGCCAGAACUCGCACUCACAGUCCCGGGAACGCUCAGUGAGCAGCUGGCGAAGGGUCUAGGAAACGGCAAGAGGUUACCUAUUGUAUAUAGUAGGGCGGGUCUUAGUCAUAGCAGGGAUGUGAGACCGGUUCAUCUAAAAUCUUACCCAAAGAAGUCAUAGAUUCGAACGAAUUAAAUCGAUUUGAGGUAAAGAGAACUAUUGGAAUUCUGUGCAAGUUUUAAGAACUAAAACUUGGUUCCUUUCAAACCGGCUCUCGCUCCCAAUAUUUUUAUAAUUAGGCGCCAUGAGCGUAUAUUUGCAUUUGGCAUAAGCAGUCACUGCCCACGGGAACGAGUGAUACAAGAGCCAGUUGUUGCAUUUCUCAUCUCAUUAUCAUCUCUAUCAUGACAUGCACAUUGUACAAUUUGAAAACCGAUACACUCAACACAUUAAUAAACUAAAUCUAAUAAAUACAUGUAAAUAAAAACCAAAUGAAACCAAUGAAAAAUAUCGUUCAUUCGUUCGUUCGUUUGUUACCUCAGUAAAGCGCCACAAAACAAAAAUCAAAAUCAAAACCAAAUUCUAAAACCAAACUACUACCUGAGCAUCUCAAAGUUUGUAAGAUGUAACUCUCGAAAUCGAACUAAAUAAUAACAAGCAUAUAAAACUGAAAAUAUAUCUAUCAAAUCGCCACAGUAAACAACAAAAUAAAAACAAAUUUCAUCUCAACUCAAUGAUUUUGUAAAACUCGUUCAAAAUCCUAAGGUACCUAAAAUGUGAAAUUUUAUU